AAGAGAACUUUAUUCGAUGUUACUUGGAAAUUCAAAGGAAACUCCCCUCACUCUCACAAGCGCUGCUAUUCAUGUUCACACCUCACACUGACAACAGACAGACGCCCACGGCGGAGUGAUACCGCGGAGGAAUGGCACACGGCCGUGCCUCGUCCUAUAUAUACGCUCGAGAGCUUCUCUGUCAGCCUGUCCUUCGUUCCCGUUUACACAAAGUGACAUCAUUGAUUCUAGCAGGACGCUCUCCCGCCUUAACAUGGCAGUUUAAAGGCGUGCGCGGCUACAUUUGCAGCGGCAAAAACCCGGCAGUGCAAGGCGAAGCACUGGCUAUUUCUGGCAAAAUGGCGUCUCUCUCGGCAACCACCCUCAGCUUUGCUGCCGUCGACAGCACAACAGACCCGCUCGACUUGCUCACAUCAGACUUGUCGUUGUCUUUAUUCACUCUCUCACGGCUACAACUGACCAGCAGCAGCCAUGACACUCUCCCAGCUCGCCUUGGAGGACGUGGAGGCCCUGUGCUUAGGGCCCUCGUUUCUGAUGGCUGACCCCAUGGGGCCCCUUCUGGACCAGGAUGAAGAAGAAGCUCUUUCUCCCUCCUCCUCUCUAGAGGGGAAGGCGCCAGCUUCGCCCCCUCUGUCUUUCUCCUCCUACGCAUCUUCCCUGUCUCCCUAUCAGACCUUGUCCUCACCACUCUCUUCUGCAUCCCCUCCUGCCUCUCCUCUUCCUUUCACUCUCUCCCAUUCCUCCUUCCCGGGAACCAAGGCCGGAGUGGACUCACUGUCCCUCCCCUGGCUGGGUGCCAGCGACCUGCUCGAUGCCCAUAUUGGAGCAGACGAUGUCAAAGAUGACUCCUUCGCAGGCAUGGACUGGAUGUCGGAAAAAAUCGACCUGAGCGAAUUUGAUUUGGAGUCUCUAAUUGGCUCCUGCUCAUCCGAUGAGUCCCCCAGCUCCCCCGAGGAUCUCCUGGCCUCCCUCGACUCCCACAUGGAUUUGGAUCUAGAGUCCUUCAACACGACCACCAACUCUGACUCAAACAACCUGGGGCUGGAGCUCUCGCUGCCCAGCACCCCCGCUCUUCCUCUUGAGCUCCCUCUCCCUGAGGCAGCUGAGGCCAGCAAGAUGGAGUUGUUUCCUGAACAGGAGGUUGUUAUGAAGUCUGAGCCUCCCUCCCCGGUCCCCUCUCCUCCUCCACCCUCCUCUCCAGUCUGCACACUGGAGCUGGGAAGUGAAGUGGAUGUCCUUGAUGCUGAGAAAACAGCAACAUCCAUCACAGCCACCAUCAUUCCAGAUCCCAGCGGGAGCAUUCAGACCAGCAGCCCCAUCGUGCUGUCCCUCCCCACCACCGGCCACAUCGUGGUGGUGCUCACCAACGAAGAAGAGCCCACCCUCUUGGCUCUCCCCGACCAGUCCAUAAAGACCUCACCGCCAUCGAGCGACUGCGACAGCGACUCUGGCAUCGAGUCUGGCGACGGCUCGCCUUCUCGCCUCCCCUCCCCUCCUCCAACCCCCUCUCCAUCUGCUGGUUCCUCCAGGACCAAACCUUACACCAAACCAGAGCCCAACGCCACCCCCUCUCCCUCAGCAAAAGUCAAGUCCGUAUCCGGUGCUCCUAAAGUAGUGGAGAAGAAGCUGAAGAAGAUGGAGCAGAACAAGACAGCUGCCACCCGCUACCGACAAAAGAAGAGGUCGGAGCAGGAGCUGCUCGGCUCCGAGAUGGACGAUCUGGAGAAGAGGAACCACGAGUUGAAGGAGAAGGCGGAGUCCAUCAGCCGAGAGAUCCAGUACCUGAAAGAUCUGAUGGAGGAAGUCCGUAAGCACCGACGUGGAAAGACCAGCUCGGCAGCUCAGUAACCAGUUUGUGUGUGUAAGGCAAACAGUCGUGAGGUGGUUGUGUUUCUGCUCUAAACACUUGCAAGUAUGAUUUAGGAGAGGAGAGGAAUGCAAGAGCCGAUGCAUGAAGCAGGCCGCCGUGAAGAGGGAACAGCUGGAUGAAGAGGAGAGCCUCUGAAAGUUGAGAUUAUUAGUGUAGAGCAGGGGGCUGGGGGGUAGUCAGGUGAAGCAUCUGUACAUGCUUGUCUCUCAGUCCCCCUGUUAGAUCCCCAGGAUACACUCCCCGUUUGAAAGAGCGGCAGGGUGUGUAUUUACCUUGUAGACUAGGCAUGCUAAUCAUGAGUCACUGUAAUCUCUGGUAGUGUUGUAGACCCAAUUCCUUUUUGAAGACACUCCCAGCAUCAUGCCAGACCAGUCCCCGCUCAGUUUCAGUGAAAUAACUCCCGUGUUCAUAGAGUGAGACACCACUUCUACCUUGACGUUACCCACCGUCACCCCAUUUCAACCUUCCUCUUAACAGCUUCCAGUCCAGAAAGGGGCCUCAGCCUAUUUAUGAAUUCUCGAUGUUACACUGUCAACACAACAUGGAUGUUUUUGUGUAUAUAGUUUUCUCCUUCGCUUGCCAAAUGUGGCUUUCGUUAUUUAAUGCUGGGUACACCUGAUAGUUGAUCUAGUUGCUCAGAGUCUUGUAGUGCAGCUGUUUGGCUUGUAAAAACAAUGCUCUUCUUUCUUUUUCUAAUAAAUGUCUAUCAGUAAUCAA
Messenger RNA from Notolabrus celidotus (New Zealand spotty), 2587 nucleotides. It is a transcript of the gene atf4a, whose product is annotated as activating transcription factor 4a. The transcript has 4 exons. The record is from RefSeq and is a predicted model, not a curated record. Gene Ontology annotation, biological process: regulation of transcription by RNA polymerase II. Gene Ontology annotation, molecular function: DNA-binding transcription activator activity, RNA polymerase II-specific; RNA polymerase II transcription regulatory region sequence-specific DNA binding. NCBI's taxonomy places the organism in Eukaryota, Metazoa, Chordata, Actinopteri, Labriformes, Labridae. The coding region runs from base 472 to 1848 and encodes 458 amino acids. Gene Ontology annotation, cellular component: ATF4-CREB1 transcription factor complex; nucleus; ATF1-ATF4 transcription factor complex.